Messenger RNA from Jaculus jaculus (lesser Egyptian jerboa), 2426 nucleotides. RefSeq names its product lebercilin LCA5 (gene Lca5). NCBI's taxonomy places the organism in Eukaryota, Metazoa, Chordata, Mammalia, Rodentia, Dipodidae. The coding region runs from base 295 to 2364 and encodes 689 amino acids. Gene Ontology annotation, biological process: intraciliary transport. Gene Ontology annotation, cellular component: axoneme. The record is from RefSeq and is a predicted model, not a curated record. The transcript has 8 exons.
AUGAGCCAGGGGACCAGGGCAUGCUGGCUGCAGGAGGCCUGGGUUCUGCACGGGCCUGACUCAAGUUGAAGGUGGAGCUGGAGUUCCUCCCUGAGCUGAAACUCAUCUGGUGGAGGGGAAAUAGCGUGUAUCUUCUGGUGAAUUGUGGAUUACGGAUCUAUCUACUGUGAAUUGUGGAUUACGGAUAUAUUGUGGUGAAGACGGAUUUCAGAGAAAUAAAUAUCAUUAAGAGGAUAUGAAAAUCAUCUUCAUGUAUCUGUGAAAUUAUGUGAAUAGAGUCCAUUUUUCAAAACAAUGGGGGACCAGGCAAGAAGUCUAGAUCCAGAAAGGAGAGCAGGCAAGCCCCAGUACUCUUACUACUCAUCUGACUUUGGAUCCUCACCACCGUCUUCGGGCCAGUCCUCUCCAGGCAGCCCACCUUCGCAUACAAAUGCUAGAAAGAAAAGCCCGCAGAGACAGGUAGCAGAUAAUCAGGUGCAUCACCAAGCCCCUAGGAAGCAAAGCCCUAAGGGUGCACAAACCAAGAAGGGAGUCCAGGUGGGAUUUCGCUCCCAAAGUCUCAACAGAGAGCCCCUUCGGAAAGAUCCCGACCUUGUUACAAAGCGGGUUCUUUCUGCCAGACGGCUCAAAAUCACCGAGCUGCAGAACGAGGUAUCUGAACUCCAGGUCAGGUUAACAGAGCUACUCAAGGAAAACAAGGCUUUGAAAAGGCUUCAGUACAGACAGGAGAAAGCCCUGAAUAAGUUUGAAGAUGCAGAAAGUGAAAUCUCGCAACUUAUUCUUCGUCAUAACAAUGAGAUUACAGCACUCAAAGAACGCCUAAGGAAAUCUCAAGAGAAAGAACGGGCGACGGAGAAAAGGGUGAAAGAUACCGAAGGGGAACUAUGUAAGACAAAAUUUUCCUUACAGAAGCUGAAAAAGAUCUCAGAAGCUAGACACUUGCCAGAAAGAGACGAUUUGGCCAAGAAGCUCGUUUCAGCAGAGUUAAAGUUAGAUGACACUGAGAGAAGAAUUAAGGAACUAUCAAAAAAUCUUGAGCUGAGUACUAAUAGCUUCCAACGACAGUUGCUUGCUGAGAGGAAAAGGGCAUAUGAGGCUCAUGAUGAAAACAAAGUUCUUCAAAAGGAGCUACAGCGACUGUGCCACAAGCUAAAGGAAAAGGAGAGAGAAUUGGAUAUAAAAAACAUAUACUCUAAUCGUCUGCCAAAGUCCUCUCCAAAGAAGGAAAAAGAACUUACAUUAAGAAAAAAUGUUUCAUGCCAGAGUGACUUUGCAGAUUUGUGCACAAAAGGAGUACAAACCACAGAAGACUUCGAGCCAGAGGAGUUUCCUAUAACACCACAGACAGUCAUGUGUUAUGAAAAUAGAUGGGACAGACCUGCACAUCCCUCUUCGGAUCUGGAAUCCCAAGAGCAAGAUGAGCAUGAAGAAGCAGGGAUUCUAAACUCAAUUGUGGAGAAAGAAGAAAAAGUCAGUAAAGAUCAAGAACUGAAUAUUGUUAAACAGGAGGGCAGAAAGCUUGAGGAUGAAUGGGAGAAAGAAGAAAUUGGUAAAAAGCAAAAAGAAAAGACAUCUUUCUUGCAGAGGAGAGAAAAGCCUGAGUUAGAAACUGGAUACCAUGUGGAAAUGUAUCAGAUUCAGCAUGUGGAUAAACUGAAAGAGGAGGAAGAAGAAAGACUGAAGAGAGAAAUGCUGCUCGCUAAGUUGAAUGAAAUCAACCAAGAGCUCCAGGACUCUCAGGGUCUGAACCGCCUGUCCUUGCCUCUGCUGCCCGACUUUGAGUCAAAGCUGCGUAGCCCGGACAGAAGCCCCCGAACCCAUCCCUUCUCUGAGCCCUCAGAGAGGUACGUCAACGGACAUCCGUUGUCAGACAUCAGCUUCUCAGCCCCACGAGGAGAGGGUAGGAAUGCUGGCAGCACCAGAAGCCCAGCCUCUCCAGAUGAUCUUACGUUCGGCAGCUACGUGCCUUCAUUUGCCAAGACCUCAGGGAAGUCAUAUCCACUCAGCCAAAGGAGCAGUGUGGAAAACCUUACUAAAGACAGCAUAGAUUUAAUUGCAAGAAGAGAGAAAAAAGCGAACCUGAUGGAACAGCUGUUCGGUACCAGUGCCAGCAGCACCAUGUCUGCCAAAAGCAGUGAACCAGGUUCUCUGGCCACCAGCAGAGGAGACUUUGACCCUCUUCAUUUUGUCCCUGGGGAUAAAAGCAGCAGGGUUCGAGAACCUGAUGGAGAGGAAGACUUUUUCCUCAGUGAAGGAAGAAGUUUUAAUACAAACAGACAUCAAUUAAAGCAUGCCAACAAUAAGCCAGCAGUGAAAGCAGUUGAUUCAGUUGAAGAUGAGGUUGAGGAAGUAACACUGAGAUGACCCGCUAGAGUAUAUAUGUGUACAUAUUUCACUUGUAAAUAUUAAAAUAUUUCUAUUCAGUA